GAUUAACCCUGACUAUUGACUAUUUAAAGUAAAAUUUAGUAACGCACAUAUUAAUAAAGUUCUUUAAAAAGUGAUCAUCUGUUAUUUUGAUAAUUUGGAAAAAAGUGUUUAUGCUAUUUGAAAAUAAAAAUAUGGGACCUAUUGUUAUUUUGGUGUUAAUAAAUAUGUCCGCCGCUCUAGCAUAUAACUGUCUACCACGAGACUACGGCCAUGGAAGUAUAGUCUGCGUUUGCAACACUCAACACUGCGAUGCAAUUCCUCGAGUCCAAAAAGUCGAAGCAACAUCCUACAUCGUCUAUACAUCUGAUAAGGCAGGUCAAAGGUUCAACAUCACCACAAACAAGUUCCAACGCGUAAAAAGAGACAACAAGCGCGGAUAUUUCAGUAAACAAGGCUGUAAACAGCAAACGUUAAAGGAUUAUCCAAUGUCUAGGAGAAAGCAUUAUAGAUCGGUUAAGAAAUUGUGGAACAUAACCCAAAAAACCGAAACGGAAACUAAAGAAAUACUGAUAAAUCAAGAUGUGACUUAUCAAAGCAUUUUGGGAUUUGGUGGGGCUUUUACUGAUGCUGCUGGAAUCAAUAUUAAGAGUUUGAAUAAAGAUUUACAAAACAAACUUAUGAGGUCCUAUUUUUCAGACGAUGGUAUAGAGUACAACUUAGGCAGAGUUCCUAUUGGUGGAACCGACUUUUCUCCAAGAGGUUAUACUUAUCUGGAUACUGAUGAGGAUGAAGAUUACACUGAAGAUCUCUUGUUAACCACAUUUCAGCUUGCCAAAGAAGAUUACUCAUACAAGAUUCCUUUAAUCCAGGAAGCGCUCAAAUUAAGAAACAACCUUCUUCUCUUAGGUUCAGGUUGGACCGCACCAAAAUGGAUGAAGGAGAACCGAAAAUACAACGGAAAUUUCGCGUAUUUAAGAAAAGAAAUGUACGAACCGUGGGCAAAUUAUUUUAUUAAAUUUUUGGACGCCUAUCGAAAUCACAAUAUCACAUUUUGGGGCAUUACCACUGGCAAUGAAAUUUAUUUCGCCAUGGGCUUAUUUAAGAUACCUGCCGUUCUUUGGACUCCUGAAGAGAUAAAAGAUUGGAUUCGUUUGUAUUUCGGUCCAGCGAUUAAAAAUUCAUCGUAUUCUAAUAUAAAAAUUUUGACGAACGAAGACAACAGACCUACACUUACGCAUUCAUUGGAUACUGUAUUUUCGGAAAAACAAAAUUUGGAAUACAUUGACGGCGUCGCUAUCCAUUGGUAUUUUGAUCACGACUUCAACGCGUAUAUCUUGGACGAAACACACCAUAAAUUCCCUGAUAAAUUCUUGUUAUACACGGAAGCCUGUAAUGGUAUGGCUCCCCUAAAACCAGUUUUAUUAGGUGCUUGGGAAAGAGCGGAAAAAUAUGCCAAAAAUAUUUUUGAGGAUUUAAAUCAUUGGGUGGUGGGUUGGAUGGACUGGAAUAUGGCUUUAGAUCUGGGCGGUGGACCAAGUUACAUCGAGAAUUUCGUCGACUCCUCCAUAAUCGUCAAUGCCACUGGACAGGAAUUUUACAAACAGCCAAUGUACUACGCAAUCGGACAUUUUUCAAAAUUCAUUCCAAGAGAUUCAGUGAGGAUAUAUUCGAGUCAGUGUAAUUCUGAAGUUGAGGUUGUAGCUUUCAAAAAGCCAGAUGGAGGUGUGGUAAUAGUUAUAUUAAAUACAAGCGACAGUAUCCAACGAAGAUCCAUAGUGGAUGCCGUGAAAGGACAAAUAUCCUUAGAACUAUCCUCACACUCCAUAACGACGGUAUUAUAUUGGUAGACAAAAGAGAAGUAGAUGAGGUUUUAUUUAUUUAUAUUAAUAUUUGUAUUGAUAAAAAAAAGCAUAGA
Molecule: messenger RNA, 1855 nt
Organism: Psylliodes chrysocephalus
Lineage: Eukaryota; Metazoa; Arthropoda; Insecta; Coleoptera; Chrysomelidae
Source: the annotation of a GenBank genome assembly